AUGGGCACCCCAGGACCUCCCCUUAGCUACUCCCCUGUUGGAACCACCAAAGGAUUUGACAAACUGCAAGAAUCGGAAAAAUGCUGUGGCUGGUUUAAUUAUACUGAUUGGUGGACUUCACAUUUCACUGAUGGAAAUCACUACAAAUACCCAGACAGUUGCUGCAAAACAGUCAAAGAAGGCUGUGGGACGUUGGAGCGCGGAAGCAAAAUUAGCAAUUUUAUAAACACAGAGGGUUGCAAGGAUAAGCUGAAGACUCUUCUUAAGGACGCACUGUAUGUUGUUGGUGCCAUUGGUGUCACUAUUGUUGUCAUCCAGAUCUUGGGAAUGAUAUUUGCCUUGGUCUUGAUUUGUAAGAUUGGAAGUGAAGGGACUUAUGCUUAGCAUGGAGCACACAAACAUCUCUGCUUUAAAACAAACUCCUGAGAGUGCUUUUCACCUUCAUCUUUAUUUGCAAAAUUGGGCAGUCUUAAGACUGCAAUACCACUGAGGAACCAAAUGUUAAUUUCAUCAAUCUGGUUAUAGUUUCCUAAAUUGAUAACUGCUUUUAGUUUCUUCACUGGAGUGGUUUUUAUAUGACUUUCAAAAACAAUUUCACCCUGUUUUAUUUGAUUCUGUAUUUGCAUAUCUCCCCUAAAAAGGUUUUGGAAGGUCAUGCAACAGUCACACCCAGUUUGUUAAGUUCUAUGUUGUCAGUUACAUCACGUUUUCUAUCUUUGCUGCGAGCUAGUAGACACAUUUCCCAAGUUUGACACCUUAUACUAAUGUUCACAUUUCGUGUCUCAACUUGUGUUCUGAUUGGUUAAUGUCAUUUCUUUCAUCCUUUGUGACUGGCUACUGGCUUAUUUCAAACAGUCAUCAUAAAACCUCUCCAUUAAGCACUGGAGUCUUCAUCAUUUAUAUGUAAAAAGAAGUUAGGUUUUGUUUCUAUUUUGCACCUUUAUUAGUGAGAUUACGCACUGAACUCUGGUAGGCCAAAUUCAUUCAGGUACCACUCUAUCCCUCUCUCCUGUUGUGUUGCUCUGGAAAAUAUCUAACCCUCCCCCUCCAUGUAAGGUUUCAUGGUUUGACCCUACCCCUCUGGCCAUGGGAUAGUUAUGGAUAUUUUCUGGAACUGCACAUUGUUUGGGUCAUUGAGCAACAGCCUUGCAUGAUGAUUCAAUUGUCUAGUUUGUGUGUAGCUGUGCAUUGCAUCAGCCCUUGAGUACAAUCUUUGAUUUGAUAAAUCUGAAACAUUGCUAACUUGGUCUAUUUGGCCAUUUUUUCGUUUGCAUGUUUUAAAGGGGCCAUGACACAUUAUGUGAAAGUGGUUUUGAUUUGAACAUUUAUUCAGCACUGUCUAUUAUUAGUAUAUCUACAAGGUGUCUCUUUGUCUGCUAAUACUUAAUUGAAAUAAUUACAAAAAAAAAACCAGCCAAAUAGUAUCAGAGAUGGUCAUGAUUCAACUAAAUUGUGCUUGACCAACUUUUUCGAGAUGUUGCCUUGGUGAUGUGGAACCUUUAAUUUGGGCGAGCAAACUUGUUUUUAAUCAUGAUAAUAAAUAUACAAUAUACUUAGUCCAAUUUAAGAAAUCCUUUGUUCCUAUAUGCGCGAGCUGAUUUGAUGGCAAAUGAAGAAUAAGUAUCUGGUCUUUAUUUCCAAGAGAUAGAAGACCGGGUGACAAGGCUUAGCAGUUUGGAAUUGGACAUUUCAGCUCUGUGUCAAAACGAGUGUUCAUGUGAAACCAUUCAUUUGAAAUGUGUUUGAUCUGCAUGUUCAUUUUCAUGGAAAUCAAACUUGUUUUCAUAAGGAAAGUUUUGCACGAAGGCUCGCGUUGAAACAGAGGCAAAACUAAAGGCACCUUGGAAAUGGUUCCAUGUAUUUAAUCAACAAUCGUUCUACUUUUUCAUCAACUACCAAGUAUAGGUAAAUGGGAAAUAAUAGUAAAUCAAGAAGUGUGAAAUAUUUUAGUCGCUUUUCUUGUUGGUGAGCUUUGCAGCAAUUGCAUUUAUACAGUCUAGUAAUUUGUUCUAGUUUUGUAACACGUUAGCAUAAGGGUUCGUAUUGGUAAUAAAUUUGUGCGAAAGAA
Molecule: messenger RNA, 2068 nt
Organism: Orbicella faveolata
Lineage: Eukaryota; Metazoa; Cnidaria; Anthozoa; Scleractinia; Merulinidae
Product: tetraspanin-4-like
Cellular component (GO): plasma membrane
Source: RefSeq, a predicted model, not a curated record